This is a messenger RNA of Williopsis jadinii, 1089 nucleotides long. RefSeq lists its product as uncharacterized. Gene Ontology annotation, biological process: cell adhesion. NCBI's taxonomy places the organism in Eukaryota, Fungi, Ascomycota, Saccharomycetes, Phaffomycetales, Wickerhamomycetaceae. The transcript has a single exon. The coding region runs from base 1 to 1089 and encodes 362 amino acids. The record is from RefSeq and is a predicted model, not a curated record.
AUGAAUUGGUCUAGCAUCACUGGGAUACUUGCCUUUUCUAUUUUCACAGUUCUCGUUUCUUGUAAAGAUGUUGAUGGUGUAUUCACAGCCAUCAAUUACAUCAGAUAUAAUAGCAAUUAUGUGGAUGCCACAAGUUAUUUGAAUGGUGGACCAAUGAGUUUCUAUGAUACAGAGCUCUCCUGGUCAAUUGACACCUCCAAAGUUAACACUGGUGACCAUUUUUACUUGAAUAUGCCAUAUGUUUUUGAGAUCAGAAUUCUAGAAGGUACAAGGGUAACUAACAACUUUGAUAUCUUGAUGGAUAAUGGUCAAACUCUGGCAUCUUGUACUGUUGAUCAGGCUGGCGGACGUUCUUUGGAAACGGUAGUUAAAUGUCAAGUGACUGCAAAUCUUGACGAUUAUCAAUCGUUGUCAGGAACUGUUGGCUUUUUAACUGUGUUUGAUGGAGGCACUAGAGUUGAAACAAUCGAUGCAGCAAAUCAUUGGAAAUCCGGAAGCAACGUGGUAACCUUCAAUGGUGAUAUUUCCAGUUCUGUAAGCUUUUCAAACUCAGAAACUGAUCAAAAUCAAUAUUUCAGUAGAAUCACUAUGAGAGGUGAUACAAAUUACUACUUUGCUCCUCCAAAAAGUGUGUGCAGAAACGCAGGCAUUAGAAGUGGAACUUUCAGUUUCUCGGUUAACCAGCAAUACUACACAAUUGUGAAGGAUGAUUCCCAGUUGUACUACACAACCAGUCUCAAUAGCUUUGGUUUCCCAACAGAUGCACAUCCUGUGCAGAUUCAAUCAACGACACUAAGUCGAGAUGGUUUGACCUUGACAAUCACUUUCGGCAGUGUUCCAGCAGGUGCACGUUUGUGGUGGUCUGGUUACACUCUGAAUACUGCAAGUUAUGUAUCUUACCAAUCUGAAAUCACUCUCGAUGCUGAAUGUGUUAGUGGUUAUACACCAACGGUAAAGUUGUCUAGAACUCACACUCCAAUCCAAGGAAGUGCUGGUGGUGAUGGUUCUGGAGUUAGUAAGUAUCACUCAUUUACACUGUUGGCUUUAAAUGCAACAAUACUAACAGUUAGAUUACAGACAAACCGGUGA